Maylandia zebra (zebra mbuna) is the source of this 1058-nucleotide messenger RNA. It is a transcript of the gene pgpep1l, whose product is annotated as pyroglutamyl-peptidase I like. Gene Ontology annotation, molecular function: pyroglutamyl-peptidase activity. Gene Ontology annotation, cellular component: cytosol. The record is from RefSeq and is a predicted model, not a curated record. NCBI's taxonomy places the organism in Eukaryota, Metazoa, Chordata, Actinopteri, Cichliformes, Cichlidae. Gene Ontology annotation, biological process: proteolysis.
AGAUGAGCGCCCCCAAGCGGACAGUAAACGAAUAGCGAAAGCUAAAGAAAAUCUAUCUACGUUUUAGUAUCCUUGCAUGAAAUCCCUGAACUGCCGUUACAGGCGCUGCAAUCUCGGUUCGGCUAUGAAUAAAAGCGAAACUGUGGUCGUUACAGGUUUUGGACCUUUUCGACAGUUCUUGACCAACACCAGCUGGGAAGCCGCCAAGGGGUUGAAACUGAUCGGACUGGGGGAGAAUGUUGACGUCCAUGUGAGGGAGUUACCAGUGAGUUACUUGAAAACCCAGAAAGUUAUUGGUGAGCUCUGGCACACUCUUAACCCAAAGUUUGCUGUACAUCUGGGUUUGGCCAGAGGCUCCAGUGUGGUGAUUUUGGAGCAAACGGGGAAGAACACUGGCUACAGAGACCGAGAUGUCUGCGGCUACUGUCCAGAGACUCGCUGCUGCGUCGAAGGGGGGGCACAGAAGCUGGAGUCAGUCAUUAACAUGAGGGCAGUCUCAAAGCACUUCAGACAAGCAGGGAUGAAUGUAGUUUAUUCAAGAGAUGCUGGCAGGUACCUGUGCGAUUUUGCAUAUUACUGCUCACUGUAUCAUGGUCAGGGGAGAGCAGCCCUCAUCCAUAUACCCACAUCUGGUACCUUGGCCUCAGCUGACAGACUGGUGCCUCUGCUGCAAGCCCUCAUUCAGAAGAUCCUGGAACAGCUGGAGGAGCAUUCAAAAACAGGAGAUCCCCCUUUUGUGUCAAUGAGAUCUACUGAGGUGACUGAACCAGCAGCAUUACUUCUUUGUAUGAACUCUCUGGCUUCACUGCACUUGGGCAAUCUUCUGGAAAUCUCCAUUAAGUCACUACAGCAGAGGCGACCAUCGACAGUGGCCUGACUUCCAUGUGUGCUGCUAAGCCCCGACUCCACCACCUCUGUAACACAAUCCACACACUCCUGUAAUCAGGACAAAAAAGCCACGCUGCCAUAGAAACGCGAGGUUUGGUCCUGGAGAAGACGAAAGCUCCAGCGCUGCACUUCCCCACCACCUCGUUGCACGCAUGGAUAUCAAUGCGGUA